Messenger RNA from Neolamprologus brichardi, 1822 nucleotides. NCBI's taxonomy places the organism in Eukaryota, Metazoa, Chordata, Actinopteri, Cichliformes, Cichlidae. The record is from RefSeq and is a predicted model, not a curated record.
AUGAAAGUAAAACACUUCACCCUCCGUGAAGUCAUUUUUGACAGAACAGCAGAAGCUGGUGGGCACGUACUGCAGAAACUGACGUAUGAGGAAGCAGUGGAAAGAGCAGGUUUUGGUUUGUUCCAUUGGCUGCUGCUGGUGGUUUGUGGUUGGGCCAAUGCCAGCGAUGCUGUGGAGAUUCUUUGUGUUUCUUUUCUGCUGCCAACGGCACGCUGUGAUCUCCAGCUGAGCUCCUCAGACAUGGGCCUGCUGACAGCAAGCAUUUUCCUCGGAAUGAUGGUGGGUGGCUACAUGUGGGGUUACUUGGCUGACCAGAAGGGGCGUCGCAGGGUUUUGAUUGUGUCUCUGACAGUCAAUGGGCUGUUUGGGGGUCUGGCUAGCUUGGCUCCAUGGUUCUGGCUCUUCCUGUUGAUGCGGUUCAUCAGUGGCAUUGGGGUCGGCGGGUCAAUUCCUGUCAUUUUCUCCUACUUCUCAGAGUUUAUGCCCCGGCUGAGGAGAGGUGCGAUGAUCAGUUGUCUUGCCACCUUUUGGAUGGCAGGAAACAUCCUGGCUGCAGGUCUGGCCUGGCUGGUGAUCCCCAGAACCUGGGUAUAUUUGUCUCUGGGAACACUGGACUUCAAGAGCUGGCGGGUGUUUGUGGUGCUGUGCUCCGUUCCCAGCAUCACGUCGGCACUCAUUUUCAAGCUGUUCAUGCCUGAAAGCCCCAAGUUCCUCAUGGAGGCUAACCGUGAGAAAGAAGCAAUCCAUGUUUUCAGAUUGAUGUUUAAGCUGAACAUGAAAGGAAAAGAAAAGGGUCUUCCGGAAUUUGGUUUGCGUUCAAGUUCUACCCAAAAAGGUGACAAAGACAAGAGCAGAAGCUUGGGUUCAAGUAAAGAACGUCUUGCAAAUAUUUUGAAAAAGGCUUUGGCUCCCAUUAAAAAGAUAUUUCAGAGCCCUUUCAGAUCCAGGAGUAUCCCUCUUCUCAUCAUUUUCUACUCAAUAUCUUUUGGUUACUACGGGCUGUGGAUGUGGUUUCCUGAGCUGUUUGAGAGAACCGAAGACGGCGGCUCGCCCUGCGCAAAUGUGUCCCGCCCGUCUGCAAUGGUCAAUGCAACCUGUGACACGGUCAAGACAGCAGUAUAUACGGAUGGCUUCAUCAUAGCCGCGGCAAACCUGCCGGGUAACAUCUUCACUAUCCUUGUGAUGGACAGCACCGGAGGAAAGGCUCUGCUUUCCGGCAGCCUGUUGUUGUCCAGUCUGAGUGUCUUCUUCAUCUAUGUGGUUCAGACCAAAGCUCAGAGUCUGAUCCUGUCCUGCAUCUUCAGCGGGGUGUCCGUGAUCACCUGGAAUGCGCUGGAUGUCAUAGGAACUGAGCUCUACCCAACAAAGCUACGGUCCUCUGCUCUUGGUUUCUUCACAGGCGUGGGCCGAGUGGCAGCGAUCAUGGGUAACUUGGUCUUUGGAAGGUUGGUGGAUGCAAACUGUGCUGUCCCCAUCCUGCUGGUGUCAGCCCUGCUGCUCACUGGAGGACUGGUGGGUCUUCUACUUCCACAAACCAGGCAGACAGAGCUCACGUGAACACUCGCAUUGUUUUAUUGGCUUCAGCUUCCUCUAAACAUCCUCACAGAUGGGUAGAACGACUUGAAGCUCUGUAAUCUGUGUAUUUUCUGGUUGAAUCCUGUGCCUUCUGUCAUCUUUUUUCUAUGGUUCCUAAUUUAAAAAUUCCACUGCUAAAACAAAUUGUUAAACAACGUUGCCUCUCUCUGCCUUCCAAGAAUUACUGCGUUGGAAAGCUGAGAAAGAAGUGCCAGUGUGUCAUUAAAACCUUUGACACCUGUAAAAA